Molecule: messenger RNA, 2970 nt
Organism: Vanrija pseudolonga
Lineage: Eukaryota; Fungi; Basidiomycota; Tremellomycetes; Trichosporonales; Trichosporonaceae
Gene: Rich
Product: Guanine nucleotide exchange factor subunit Rich
Exons: 5
Coding region: 1-2970 (989 amino acids)
Biological process (GO): retrograde transport, endosome to Golgi; intracellular protein transport
Cellular component (GO): Ric1-Rgp1 guanyl-nucleotide exchange factor complex; cytosol; Golgi membrane
Source: RefSeq, a predicted model, not a curated record
AUGUACUGGCCCACCUCGGCAGCCAGGAUCCUCGCGGUCCCGCAGCCCCUGGGCCAGGACGACCUCAUCACGCUCAAGCAGAGCCGGCGGGGAAACUACUUUGCGUCCUUGUCGGCGACGACUAUCGGCAUCUGGGAUGUGCGGCCGACGGUGCUCCAGACUGCCGUGGUGCGGAGCAAGGAGAGCAUCGAGAGGUGGGGCGCGAACCAGGACGUGAUCUGGACGUAUGACUCGCGCGGUGUGAUCAUUUUGACGACAAUGUCCCACCUCCUCAUCUACCAGCUAGUUCCUACUGGACAGCCGGCGUACGAGUCUGCCCCGACGCCCUCCUUCCCCUCAUCUGGGGCCGGCGAGGGUGACUUGCUGGCCGGAUACGAGCUCAAGCCCACGGGCGUGGCAUUCGUGAUGGGCCGGUGCCAGAGCGUGCUGGCGCAGCAGCACAACCUCCUUCUAUCACUACAGCACCCGCCAGCAAUCCUAAACGUCCCCUGGCCCAUUCCACAGCAGCUGCUUGCGGCACCGGGCUCGCACUUCCCGCCGCUCCCACUCGACGGCGACACGGAGGAGCAGGUCGAGUGCGAUAUCUGGGACUUGACAGAAGCCAAGGCGUGGAUCAAGCAGGAGGAGCGCGUGCCUGUUCCCCUCUCGAUCACAGCCACCCGCGUGCACGGCCAGCCGACGACAUACACGAUCCUCAUGGACGACGGGCAAGUCUACGCCAUGCACCACGUGCUCCAGCUCGAGCUGGUACGUGCCGAGCGCGGGUUCGCUGGCGCUGGCGCGGACCGAGUGGGGCGGUACAACCCCGAUAAAGACAAGUUUAUCGGGCAGAUGGUGUAUCCCCUGCCGCGGCCUAGACAGUCGAUCGACGAGGGGAUGAAGAGCCUCGGGCUCGGAGCGCCGAGCCCCCCAGCAGCGGUGGAGGACAAGGCCGUGCACGUCGCGGUCAACGGGCGGCUGGGGUGGGUGUCCAUCGGAACAGCUAGCGGGCUGGUACACAUUGUCAUCCUCCCGCCCCACCCCAGACGAGCGAGAUUCUCGCACACGUUUGAUCUGAAGCACUCGGCCAACCUCCGCUUCUCGCCCGGCGCGGUGACCUCUCUCGAGUGGACGAGCGACGGGUAUGCCCUCGCUGUUGGCUACGAGCGGGGCUGGGCGGUCUGGAGCAUGGGCGGCCGACUUGGCGGCUGGGGUGCUGAGGCUCUUGCGGACGAGGAGGCGUGGCCCGACAGCUUUAUGAACGGGGCGAAGACUUUGUUCUGGGCACCGGGCAACCUCGACCUCUUCCUCCUCACCCCCACGCAAGACAUCUACGCGCUCCCCUUUGUCAAGUCUGCCACUACGGGGCAGCACUCGCCAGAUAACACCCGCUACGCCUUCCUACAGAUGGACGACCGCGUGCUCGUGUACCGCGGAGCCGACCAGCCCGACAUGAGCGUCAUCAACCCCGAGUCAGACGUGUGGCAGCACGUGCACAUCCCAACAGUGUACAUUGCGACCAACUGGCCGAUCCGGUACGCGAGUAUCUCGAAUGACGGACGCUUCAUCGCUGUCGCCGGCAAGCGCGGGCUGACGCACUACUCUGCUGCGUCGGGGCGCUGGAAGCUGUUCGCGCAUGAGCGCGAGGAGCGCGCGUUUACCGUGCGCGGAGGGCUUCUAUGGUUCCACCACGUUCUCAUUGCCGCUGUUGAAGUGGACAAGAAGUACCAGAUCAGGCUGUACUCACGCGACCAAGAUCUGUCCGAGGCCAACGUGCUGCAUGCGCAAAACCUCCCAUCACAAGUGCUCGUAACGACGCUACUCGACAACUCGCUACUAGUCUACACGGCCGACGGCAUGCUCUACCACUUCCUCAUCCUGCCGACGCGCGACUCGAUCCGGCUGCAGUUAUGCGGCUCGAUCGGGUUCUCUGGGCUAAUCAGUGUCCCAUCUCGUGUGCGUGCACUGUCCUGGAUGAUCCCCGAGGCGCAGAAACGGCUCGGCGACCCGGCCGACGAUUUAAUCGUCGCCACGAUCAUCUUCCUCGUCGACGGGCGCUUCGUGCUCCUCAGACCGAGAAAGGCAGGCAACGACGAGGUCCGCUACGACAAGCAGGUGCUCGCGGACCGCAUCGAGAGCUACUGGACGCACCUGCACGGCGUGGGCACGCUCGAGAACUCGCUGUGGGGCUACGACGGCGAGCGGAUGCGCGUGUGGCUCGACGCGCUGACGAUCGAGGGCGCCACCGUCGACCCGGACAAGGACACGUACGAGACGGUGCAGGAGAGCAUUGCGCUCCGCCUCGACUUUUACCCCCUCAGCAUCCUCAUGGACAAGGGCAUCAUCAUCGGCGUCGACUACGAGAUAUCCACCCGCUCGCUGCCCUUCGUCCUCUUCAAGACCCAGACUAGCACACACCUCUUCCUCCCCCAGUUCCUGCGGUACCACCUCGACGCGGGGCGUGUCGACGCCGCGAUGGCACUCGCGGCCAACUACAAGAACCUCGUGUACUUUGGCCACUCGCUCGAGGUCCUCUUACACUCGGUGCUCGAGGACGCGGUGGACGCAAGGCGCGCAGCUAGCAGCAGCAGCGAGAAGGAAAAGCCACCCACGCACACCACGCUCGCGCUCGUCACCUCCUUCCUCGACCACUUCCCGCAGUCGCUCGACGUUGUCGUCGGAUGCGCGCGCAAGACCGAGCUUGAGCAUUGGGGCAUCCUCUUCGAGCAGGUCGGCCGCCCUCGUGACCUCUUCGAAAAGUGUAUCCGCGCCAACCAGCUGCGCACGGCCGCGUCCUAUCUCCUCGUCAUGCACACGCAGGAAGAAGACGAUGACGUGGCGGAUACCAUUAGGCUGCUGCGUCUGGCCAUUGGCGCGCGCGAGACGCAGCUGUGCAAGGAGCUGCUCCGCUUCCUGCGGAGCAUUGACGAGAGCGGCGCGGCGCUCAAAGCUGCAGUGGACGAGGUGGGCAUCUUCGCAGCUAUAGACUAA